AUACGAUGCAAUCAAAUUAAACUAAUCUUUGUAAGACGCUAUACACUCAUUUCUUAUUUGUUUUUCCUUAGAUUGCGUAAAGUUAAAAUGGAUCAGAGGAAAUUAAUGGACAAUGCAAACACAAUAACAGAUAUGGCCAAAACUCAAAAUACGGUUUAUGAAAUAAUAUCAGACAUGUCAACACGUCAAGAUGGAAUUGAUGAACGACUAUCAAGUCUUGAAGAUAAAUUACAAGCUUUAACGGAAAACUUUGAAUCCAUGCCAGAUAUUAUAAUGAGAUGUCUUACCCAACAUCACGAGAGAAUUGAAAAUCGCAAAAAUUUUCUGCACCCAGAUGCUGCUGUAUUGUCUUCAAUUCAAUCGUUUCAAACUACUUCGGCAAAUCCUACUUUCUUCUCUCAUUCAAGAAGUACUACAUCAUACCCGUUAUCAUAUCAAUGUCCUACAAAUAUGCCUGCUGCCCCUGGCAGGAAUUUACAACUGGUUUCUGAGUCAAUGAAUAUAAAUAAUGCAAAUAAUCAGUCUACAUUUCCAACAAAAUUCAAUAGCUGAAAUAAACAUCAACACAGGGAUAAUUGAAAUUAUUAAAUAUGAAAAUUAAAUAAAUUUUACCGAUUUAUGUAAGGUUUUUUUUGUCAAUAAUAUGUUAUGGUUGUUAUGCGUUCAUGUGUUGUUACGUAAAUAAAAAAAGUCAUAAAAAGUACUUUAAAAACUA
Condylostylus longicornis is the source of this 715-nucleotide messenger RNA. Its product is annotated as small conductance calcium-activated potassium channel protein-like. The annotation marks the transcript as partial. Gene Ontology annotation, molecular function: small conductance calcium-activated potassium channel activity; calmodulin binding. Gene Ontology annotation, cellular component: plasma membrane; neuronal cell body; neuron projection. Gene Ontology annotation, biological process: potassium ion transmembrane transport. NCBI's taxonomy places the organism in Eukaryota, Metazoa, Arthropoda, Insecta, Diptera, Dolichopodidae. The record is from RefSeq and is a predicted model, not a curated record. The transcript is spliced from 4 exons.